AUCUGUAACUUAAAGUUAACACACACACACACACACACACACAAACACAAACACCAACACCCUCGUAAGUAGACUUGUGCUGUGGUUUCUGUGGUGAUCAUCAUCUAGCUGCCACAGCCAGUUAACUCACAACCCGGAAAACAAACUGAUGCAUUUGUGUUGUGCAAGACAGACAGACACACAGGCAUACAUUGAUACACUGACACACAACGGUUUAGUUUUAGAUAAGAGCUGUUGGCUAUGGUUUACUGUCAUUGUGUAAGCUUUUAGAGGAUCUGAUACUGUACUUACCUGUGUGUGGUGUUUGGACUAAUUAGUGACGUUUUAAAGUACCAGGCUGCCUUCCCCAUAUCAGUGCCCCCUUCUAUGGCUGCUGAUGACUACAACCCUGUCUCCCUCCGACACAAAUCCAAGAAGAAGACCCAAGGAGGCAAUGGUACAAUGAGCAGAAGACGAAUAUCGGUCAAAGAGCUGGGUCAACCAGACCACCAGGGCUGGCUGUACAGAAAGAAAGAGAGCAAAGGCUUCCUGGGUAUCAAAUGGAAGAAGUACUGGUUUGUGCUGAAGAAGACGGCUCUCUACUGGUACCACAACCAGCUGGCAGAAAAGGCUGAAGGCUACAUUGACCUUGCCAACUUCAUGAUCGACAGAGCCAUAGAGUGCAAGAAGAAACAUGCGUUCAAAGCGUGCCACCCACACGUCAUGAUGUUUUAUUUUGCCGCUGAGAGCCACGAGGAGAUGAACUUAUGGUUGAAUAAGCUUGGGCUAGCCGCCAUUCACUAUGAGCCAACAGAACGAAACGCUGCCGUCGAGUGUUAUAGUGAAGCCAGUGACCAUGAAGAAGCUGAAAGCACAGAGAUUCCCCCUCCACCAUACUCUGAACAAACCCUGCGGGACUCCGUGGAUGCGUCCGGUCCACCUGGAAGCACACAUCAGGGUACCCUUCCUCCCCCCUACUCCUCCGCGGUCCCCAGCGAAGCCAACGGUUCGCUCUCGUCUCCCGUCAGCACGAUGACGUCACAGAGCUCCACCUCCUCGCUCGCCAAGCACCGGCAGUCCUGGUUGGACCUGGUCUCGCAGGCAUCCCCUCCCACUGGGGAAACGGCAGUGGUGUGCUCAGCUCAAGUACACUCACAUCGACCUCCGCAGGAGGAAACGGAAGAAGAGGACGACCUCCAGGCGUCGGAGAGCUCGCCUCGCCCGGACCCUCGGGAAGCGGGAUCCAGUGAGGAAAGCCCUGCUGCGGAGGGGGAGUCACAGGAGGUUGUUUCAGGUGCUGAAAAUGAAGGGGGUCAUGGGAACAGUUCAGAUGAGAUGGAGAAGCUGUAUAUUCGUCUAAAAGAGGCCAGCCUCUCGCCAAUAGGAGAUCGUAAACCAUCCACGAAAAGGGAAUUUAGGGCCUCCUUCAUAAAACGCUGUAAAAACAACACUGUCAAUGAUAAAUUGCACCUUAUCAGGACUCUCAACAGCACAUUAAAGUCAAAAGAGGCAGACCUACAGGCAAUAGAGCAGGUGUUGUCGGUCCCGGGGCUUACCUCAGGCAAGUUCAGAGAGUGGAAGGAGGCCAAUGUACCAUUGGUGCAGGAGAUCUGUGUUAAACAGGACCAGCAGGUGGCAUCAAAGGCCACAAAAGCUGCAGCAUCAGUCAUUGCUGCUCCAGUGGUCGAGACCAGUUUAUAAAGACUCCUCAUGACUGGUGUCCGGACUUGGAGGACUUUCACAUUGACGUACUUUGGACACACCCACUGCUGUUUUCAAUUGAGACUACUGUUCCAUAUCAGCUAUUCAACAAGUAACUGGAUGAAUGAAGAAGAGUGUUUCUUAGUUCCUAAAUGGAGAUGAUGCAGACAUUAUAUGAUUAGCAGGUCACAUUAAAAUGUGAAAUGUGUUUUAGUAUUACUUUUACAGUUUGUUUUCUAAGAUCACAUUUUACAAAUGAUUGUUCUAUGUUGUAAUUUUAUAAAUAUAUGCAUAAAUUGUUUUAAUAUUUGGAAUGA
Messenger RNA from Perca flavescens (yellow perch), 1997 nucleotides. It is a transcript of the gene ipcef1, whose product is annotated as interaction protein for cytohesin exchange factors 1. The coding region runs from base 367 to 1680 and encodes 437 amino acids. The transcript has 11 exons. Lineage: Eukaryota; Metazoa; Chordata; Actinopteri; Perciformes; Percidae. The record is from RefSeq and is a predicted model, not a curated record.